GUGCGCGUGAUGCUUGUGGUGUAUGACAGCCAGAGUUGUUACUUUUUCCGUCGGGGUGAACCGUGUGCAAUUACAGUGGUCCCGCAUGGAGAUACCUUUCCGCCGUGUCCAGGUGAUGUGCGGGAAAAGAUGACCUUCUCCGGCCAAGAGCUGAAAGACCUGCUCUCCAGUCAGACUUUUACCGGCUUUUUUGACCGAAUUGAGGACGAAGAGGUCGUGCGCCACAAUCUUGGGUUCGGCUUCGUUGCUGCUGAGAAUAGAUCCGCGAGCGAAAGCAGCGACGGCUCAACGUCGGAGUUAACGUCUUCUAGUUCUAAAGUUUCGUCGGGCAGUUUCCCGGGACCAUAUGAUUAUCAUGAGAAACUUCUGGGAGGUCGUGAGACCGAGGAAAGCGGUACUCAGUCUGCCUCGACACGUGUUGGUGGAGACGCAAGCUGCAGUAGUGCGUCCUGCAAUAGUGUGUCUGGUCCGUUUGUUGAAACGGGCGAGCCUGGACACGACCCCUUCAAUCCCGUUCCGAAGACGAUUCCUAGACAGAUGCUGCCCUUUGCGACGUUUCUGAAAGAUGACAGCUUGUCUGAAGGGGGCGACAGUGCCUCGCCAGGUACCGACGCGGAUAAUGGGCGUUCGAAUGCCGGAGCGAUUGCACCGCCACCGCUUCGAAAGGCUGUCGGUGGAAGUAGUUCGAAGACCUCUAGCGUGUCUUCUUUGAGUCGGAACUCCAGCCAUGGAGUCUCGCAGUGGCCGUCGCAAGGCACGACUUGCGCAUCCAGUGUAGCAAGUCGUGCAGCUGACGGGGUUGCAGCUCGGCGACGCCGACGCCAGGAGGCUAAAGCGACCCCAUUCGCUGCUGCCGCAGACAAUCACGAAGGGCCCAUGCGGUCUUUUUCUGUCCUCGAAUCGGUGGCCGAAAUGAUGCAUGAGUGCGGGGGCGGCCCGGUAAUGUGGGUGAACAAUCGAAAGUUGGCGCAACAGGAGUUUGUCGAUAACGACGGCAACGUGGAGGGAAUCCGUGUCGCGGUCGAGCGGCUAAGUGCCAAGUAUCAGCGCCUGCAGAUAUCGCUGGACAUCUGCGACCUGAGCACUACGUCAAUUCUCGGCGUAGGCAAGAAUCGGGAAGAUCUGAAAGCAGACAUGGACGAACUGGACGCGCGGGGCGCAGCAAACUGCUUGCCGGAGGUUCUGGCGUUGAGGCAGCUAACGGAAUCUCUAGGAGGUCGCUAUGUCUCAGAACCGGAGUACAAUCAUUUCCCGGUGGAGCCGGUGAACAAGACGGUGCCGAACGCUUUCGAGCCAGCGGGCAGACGACGGCGCGACCAAAACAAGGAGGCGUCGACACUCGCAAUCGUAGCAGAGGAGCACGUGACGACUCUGCAUGGGGGUACGGCAAGCAAGGGGCGCGCCACAUCGCUCUCAGCGGCUGCCAUGGGUGGCGGCGGCGGCGGCGAGGGCUUUCUCGAAACGGACAUCGUGGCCAAUGGUGGCUGUACGGACGUCCUCGGUGACAAGGUGAAGCCGAUUCAGCGUAGGGUGUUGACGUUCGCCGAGUUGGCGGAGCGGCAAGCACGGCAGCGGGGCCUGUUACAAGACCAUGACGACGUGUGUUCGGAGGCAAGCGAGGAGGAGGAAGUCAUGGAAGAACGGCGACGUGUGAGUAGACAGGGAAGCAGCGCGGGCACUCCCGUAGACGUCGUAUUUCCGCCCUAUGCUGGAGACGGCGGCGACAAUGCGAUACCGACAGUUGGCUCGGUGCCGUUUGACCCCGCGGCGCAUCGGGGCCGCAUCCAAGCGUCGAACACUAGCUCGGCCGCCGGAAACAUGAUGAGGAGAAACAAUGAUCUGGCAUCCAAAUAUUGUCACACUGCGAAUGCACAAGCGGUGACGCGCCGCUGCAAGUACAGCAACCCUCGCAACAUGCUGAUAUCGGAUGGCCAUCUUUUUUGCUUCACCAGAACCGGGAUUCUGUUGGAUCCGAACAUGAUGCAGAGAGGAACUGAACCCGAGCGGGGUAUUUGGGAGCGAUACAACGGGAAGUCACGGAAUCAAAUGGCCUUGAUGGACGAAUUCUGCGAAUACGAUCGCAUUAGUGACCGGUAUCAUGCCAAUUGGAAAGUGCGUCUAGGAUCGGCUGUCGUCGCUCCCGCGUCGUCGUCCACGGCAGCUACGGGCAGGGGCUAUCAUGGAGGACUGCUCCGUCCUCGUGAACGCAGUAAGUUUUUCGCCAGUAAUAAUCCAUCCAUAACAAGUUCUGUGGGGUCUAGCAAUGGAAUUGGUGAUUCUAGUGGUAAGUCGACGCCGCCAGUCCGCCUUUCGGCAACACUGGGCGGCGUGGUUCCAAAUCCGCAAAAGGUGAACGAGUUACACGUUCACAAGCAGCGGCUGUGCAGACGAACAAUGCAGGUCGGAUUGGUCCUCAAGUUUGCCCUGGAGGAAUUCUUCUUCGAGUGGCGAUACGGCUAUUCGCGCGGUCGCAUCCAGUGUCGGGUGUCCGACAAUUACAAAGUUGUGGAAGCGCUCAACGAUCGAAUGAUGAAGGACAUAGACGGCUUCUUCUUGCCAAAGAUCGGGCCAGCGCAUUCCUACAAUUUUCGUCUGGUACCAUCGGGAACGCGGAUUGGGGAUGUACAGAAGGGCGAGAAGCUUUUAGCCCCCACAGGUGGAACGAGAGCAGGAGGUCUGCUCGCUGCGGCAGCUUCGGGCAUUUCGAACGUGGCCAGCGGUGGAGAGCCGGCAGGGUCCCAGGAGAGCACACCGACUCACCACCAAGUUGGCAGACCAGGUCACCUCAACAGCGUGUGGAGUAACAUGUCGCCGCACGGAUUAGCCGCAGGCGGAAGCAGCGGGACGAACAAUAGCGUCACAGGGAUGCCGGGCGCAGAUCCGGUUCUGCCGCCACCGUCUCCGGACCAGACACCGGUGAAAAAAUCUUGGCCGAUGCCCACGGUCCUUCUCGGUGAUGGCAUCAGACCUGGAGACCUUUUUGAUAUGGGAGGCCCCCAAUCGCCCAUCAAAAAAGGCGGACACUUCGGAUCGGGCACUAGGCUGAGCCGGGACUUCCUGAACGGUAGCGUUCCUUCGUCCUCCUGCUACAACAAUUCCGCCGGCGCAUCGCUCAUGGGCUGCGGGCGCGCUGGCUUUAACUCGACGACGGCGAGCAGUAGCGCUCCUCCCCUCGCGGAAGAUGGUCGUGCAGGAUCCUACUAUAACAUUGGCCGGAAUCUGCCAUCUGGGGCAGAGGGUUCGGGGGCGGGUCGAACGGGACCAAAGACCUGCGUUUAUCUGAAUGUUACGGAACUGCCUUAUCGUCCAUCUUCAUCUUGAGUAUUACCUUCGACGAGCCUCUUUCAUAUUUACACGAUAACAUAAAGCUAAAGGAUGGAGGAACAGGAUGUCUUUUAGGACGGAUCUUGGUACAAUAAGGUCUAAGAAUGAGGGGAACUGCGUCCUCACAAUGGGCCACGUCCAAGAGCAGACGUGCGCGAAGAAAGCGAUCAACUUGAAUCGCUAUUGCCAGAUCCAGACGAUCCUCAAUUUCCGUGAGAAUUAUACCGGAAAACGUAAAGUUCGCGUCUGCUCCUGCACGCUGCCGAUCGGCGCGGGACUCCGCAGUUUGUACGAGCGUGCAAAUGUGUGGCCCCUGUCCAACUUGAUGUUCAAACUCCCGGAGACUGAGCCAAAAAUUGACUGGAGUUGCUACGACAAAGCCACGUCCUCCACUACCACCACGACGGCGCUAGGAGCGUCGCCGCCAAAGCGCGUCCGCGUACAAGCCGAUCUGAAGCAUGCGAUGCAGCGACAAGACGAGGACUUGCUAGAGCAUCUGGAAUCGCUCGCCGAGCCCGAAAAGCCACCUACGGACAAACAGCUGCGCGUCCGUGUGCGUCAGAAAGAGUCUUCGCCGGCGGAUGCAGUGAUCACGGCGCUCGCAGAGGAACCAGUAGAGGGACGCUUUGACGCGAUGGGGGCAUUGGCGCGUGACCCGAGUAAGGAGUCGAGCUCUUCGUCCAGCAGCUCCUGCGCCGUAAUUCCCCCAUUGGAAGACGAGGAUCCCCCCGCCAGUGCGAGAAAAAAGUUCUCACGCUCGCAACUCGUGCCCACUAAUCCAAAAGCGCUAACGCCUUCGCAGCUACAAGCGCUGUUGUGCGCGACGUCGACCGCCGGAGCCUCCGCUGAUCGUCUGGUGCGUCUCUUUCUGGCCUUAGGCAUGCGCAACCGCCGACGAACCAUGUCGCUCCAGAAAGGAGAGGGACACACGGAGCCGAGUGUAUGCGACGAACACGGGCACAGGCAGAAUUACGACACGAUUGAAGAUAUCUGCGGACGCUUUGCACAGCUGGCGACGUACUACCGUCGAUUGCUCCUUCCGUACACCACUUGCCUGCACCACGAAGCAGCUUUCGAGAUCACCGCGCGAAGCGCCGCAGAAUCCGUGGCGCUGCUGCUGCGUCGCUGGGCGAAGAGCUAUUUCGAGAUGCUGGAGCAGGACCUGAAAUUUCGUCCGAGGCACGUGUACAUGCCAACAAACUUGCGACAUCUACCUCUCCUUGCACUGGGUGUAAAGCGAAGGCUGCGUCAGGUGUGCUCUCUGUGGCCCCGUCGUCGCAUGGGAAUAUCCCACAGCUGCUACUUCAUGUAUCCCCGCUGUUUUUCACCUGAACUCCACUCGCAGGCGCUGCACUGGCGGCACAUAGUCACGCAAAAUCAGGACCCGAUCUUGGUCAUGUUCGACGGCCAGCGAAUGCUUAUUCUUGUUUCAGAGGACUUUUUUCGAUGCAACGAUAGCGUCGAAUUCGUGAAGCGCCGGAAAAUCGUCACGGCCAAACCGAACUCUUAUCUUCUCGGCGCGCGACCUGGUUCGUCAUGAUAUUGUUCCUAUUGCCUAUGAUAAUUUCUCUUGUUAUUUGAUUUCAGAUUCUUCAGAAGAACUAAGUCCACUGCUUUUUCCUUAGUAGCGUUUCCAAACCAUAAAGCAAAAACUGUUUUUUCGAUAUUGUACAGAGGAAGACGACGGGACAACGGCCGUUGGCACUUUCGUCGUAACACCAUCUGACGGGACACCGAGUGAUGCGGGGGAAGACGAGGAACCGGUCGGAAUCUUGGACCAAAUUCUUAGACGAUACCUACUCUAUGUAAAGAGUACGGGACCUUACGAAGAGUGGAGCCGCGAAUAUUCUAAGGCCGAGACCACGCCAGACAAGAACAGCAACUUGCCAUCGUCAACAGAGUUAAUGUACUCAUGAUAAAUCUUUUUAUCAAUGUGAUUCAGGUGAUUCUUAUUUAUGACUACACAAUUUUUUUAGUACGUGACGGUGUACGAACUUACUCGUCAGGAAAGCUGCAAAGUACAGCCGUAGACCGAUCCCAUAAUCUGUUAUGCUUUUAACGAAGCAAGGAAUGUCUGCAGGAAGGAGUGUCUGCAAGGCUUUCAUGGUCAUCCGAUGUAGGUACAAUUGUUUGGCAUGCUUCCUCAUGAUCUCCAGGUGUCGCGACGGCACGUCAGUGGGUGCAGCUCCGCCGACGCCAGAAAAGCCAGCACCGGAGGAGGAUGAAGACGGACCACGUUGGUGCGAAGGCUACAGUUUCAAUUGUUCACAGAUGAGUCCGAAGAUGGGUCGCUUUUUGUGCGAAUUUGAUGAGCGAAACCUGUUUUCCGAUCGGCCCGGAGGACGUAGCGCGAAAGCGAGGGAUUCAUCCACGUCCGAAACUGUCCUGGUUGAAGGCGGUCCGGGGAUGGUGCGACCCUGCAGACCCGAAGAUUUGAGGGCCUACUCGCAAAUUCAGCACCAACAAGCCCAGCAACGGUUGCGGCGGCAGAUGGAAGCCAGUGGUAAUGUCUUGAUGCGUGCCGCGCACGUGCCACCAAGCGCACAGUCGCCAAAUAUAAAGAAGCAAGCCCACGCACCGGGAGGCACCCGCAUCGCCUCACCCGACAAGUCAGCACCUUCGAGAGUUAUGCUGAUGGAAUUUCAAGCGACAUUGGCAAGAGUAGCAAUGAAUGUCCUCGAAGGAUAUCUGUCCUUGAAAUAAAGUAGAAGAAUCCAGGUGUUGCAUCUAUUGGGAAGAAAUAUGUCGUGACCAUAUAUUUUUCUUCUUGAAACAGCAGUUUUGUAGUUAGGUUCCUAGCACGCAGAUUCAGGAUCUUGCUUGAAUAUCAGGUCCGAGUACAUUUACCGGACAGCUAGGACAUCUCAUCUUAAACCUAUAUUAGGCGUCUUUCUAUGUAUAUGGUAAGAAAUUUCACCUCUUCUUCUAAAUUGUGUGGUUGGAGUCCGGGAAGAAAUGGAGGUAAGGGAAAGGCCACGCCGGCUGUAGGACCAAUCUGCGUUCCUGUGAUAGUUGGUUCCGUGGGAGACUACGAGCGUGUGCUAGCUCGACAGGAGGGAGAGCGGGCAGUGCCACAGAUUCAUGCGUCUGCUCAGGCUCCCGUCUCGUUGCGGCCCCGCACGCUUGGUUACAGAACCGAGACGGCCUACAGCUCCUCGUCAUGUGAAGCGUCUUCCUCGUCGUCCUCAGGGAGUGGCGAAGGCAGAUCUUCGUCUUCGUCUGGCGUAGAAUUAUACUCGACCGGGUGUAGCAAGGAGCCAAGGAGCUCUUCAGCGACGCGGGAGACCCCCAGCAGUAAUGAAUCGCCCAGUUGCAGUGCUGACAUGGAUUCGUACAGUACCAGCAACGACUGCAGCAGCAGCUGUCGGUCCGACACGCCCCGAAAACGCGUGAGACUGACGAAUGUCGAGCUGCAGCGGCUGCGCAUCCUGUCGCGCGCCGUGACUGAUUUUCUCCUCGAAGUGCGGUGCGAGAUGAACUUCUACUCUCUAGAGCUCGUCUUUCUCAAGGACAGGGCCGAUUUCUUCCGUGAAGACAUUCACGGUGUUAAGAGUCACUUCUUGAUGGAGGACGAAACCAGUACAGACGAAAGUUAUCUCGGCUUUGUCGAAAGCCUCCACCGCAUGCUCUCUUGCAACGGAAAUUUCUGGCGGGGCCGCUUCGAUAAAUUCUUCACCCGUACGAGCUAAUAAGUAGACGUGGACCGCAAGACGGCGAAGAUACCAAACAGAAGACAGAGAUGAAAAUCUAAAACAAGAAGUCUAGUUUCCUCCACUAGGUUCGACUGAUCGAAAUUUAGACAUGUUCUCCAACUUGAAAUGUCAUUAGGGUCGUCCAUUUACAUUUAGGACUACUUAGUUGAGAGCUGGAGCUACUAUAUCAUGUGGCUCACUUAGAUAUGAGAUUACAUGAAAACUAUUAUCAUUAUGAUGUUUGAUCGCUACAAGUACUUACUUACAACUCUUGAACUUCACAUCUGCGUAUAAAUUUACAGUUCUUAGUACAGGCAUAGCUUGCAUCGCACGAAACUGUCACCUAGUUUGAAAUCCGACUAUUUAGUAAUACAAAACAUGAGCUUACGGAAAUACUGUUUGUGAUCAAAAUAUUGUCAUUCUGUCCAGAAUUACAAUUCAUCAAUGCAUUGCGAAAAAAGUAAACUAACUUUCUCCAAGCGGAUAUCAUACCAUGUGUGCAUCUUCAUGAAAAAGCAUACCAUCGUAAUUAGACCAGAGCUAAGUACCCUAUAUUCAACGCUUCACUGUAUUACUACAAAAUAGUCGAGAGCACACUCAAAGAGCUAUCCUCAUCCGAGCUACUGAUCAUAUCAAAUCCCCAUACCUCUCCUCUAACCUAUCUGAAUUUUUGCCCGCAUGAUCUGCCUAUCCUUCUCCUAAUAAAUAAUAAUAAUAAAAAUUAUAUAAUAAUAAUAAUCCUACCUGCAUAUGGA
This is a messenger RNA of Amoebophrya sp. A25, 7771 nucleotides long. Lineage: Eukaryota; Dinophyceae; Syndiniales; Amoebophryaceae. The record is from the annotation of a GenBank genome assembly.